Messenger RNA from Hipposideros armiger (great roundleaf bat), 1678 nucleotides. It is a transcript of the gene NUBP2, whose product is annotated as NUBP iron-sulfur cluster assembly factor 2, cytosolic. Gene Ontology annotation, cellular component: cytosol. The record is from RefSeq and is a predicted model, not a curated record. Lineage: Eukaryota; Metazoa; Chordata; Mammalia; Chiroptera; Hipposideridae. Gene Ontology annotation, biological process: iron-sulfur cluster assembly. Gene Ontology annotation, molecular function: ATP binding; ATP-dependent FeS chaperone activity; 4 iron, 4 sulfur cluster binding. The transcript is spliced from 7 exons. Bases 368 to 1183 code for a protein of 271 amino acids.
UCAGAGUGGGGCCGGGCCGCGCGGCAUAUGCUUCUUGCCAAGAGGCUGUUGGAACUGUCAGUCCUGACUCGCCGUCCCCAUUGGUCAUGUCUCAAGCGAGACGGGGUAAGGUCCGCGCGCCCUCUGGAUGCGGGGCGAGGAAGGGCGGGCGGCGGCCCCACACUCGGGCGUGAUACGGAAGUGGAUUCACCUCCGGUACGAACGUCCGCGCCGGAACCUGCGUAAACCCCCCCGUGCGACCUGAUUGGCUAAGAGAAGCGCGCGUAGGCCUAUCAAAAGUUGCCAUUGGCCCAAAGGCUCUUCACUCUGGCUGGAGGCGGGCGGAGCGAAAGGAAGCAGAGGGGAACAGCGCGGCGCCGCGGGAGAGAUGGACGCUUCGGCAGAGCCUGGAAACCUGGCUGGUGUCCGGCACAUCAUCCUCGUCCUCUCAGGAAAGGGCGGGGUCGGGAAAAGCACCAUCUCCACGGAGCUGGCUCUGGCCCUGCGCCAUGCAGGCAAGAAAGUGGGGAUCCUAGAUGUGGAUCUAUGUGGCCCCAGCAUCCCCCGAAUGCUUCGGGCCCAGGGCAGAGCCGUACACCAGUGCGACAGCGGCUGGGUGCCCAUCUUCGUCGACCAAGAGCAGAGUGUCUCCCUCAUGUCUGUGGGCUUCCUUCUGGAGAAGCCAGACCAGGCUGUGGUGUGGAGGGGCCCCAAGAAAAACGCGCUGAUAAAGCAGUUCGUGUCUGACGUGGCCUGGGGGCAGCUGGACUACCUGAUUGUGGACACGCCCCCAGGGACCUCUGAUGAGCACAUGGCCGCCGUGGACGCCCUGCGCCCCUACAGCCCCCUGGGGGCCCUCCUGGUCACCACGCCCCAGGCGGUGUCCGUGGGGGACGUGAGGCGGGAGCUGACCUUCUGUAGGAAGAUAGGGUUGCGGGUGAUCGGCAUUGUGGAGAACAUGAGUGGCUUUGUCUGCCCGCACUGCACAGAGUGCACCAACAUCUUCUCCAGGGGAGGUGGCGAAGAGCUGGCCAGACACACCGGAGUCCCCUUCCUAGGCUCUGUGCCCCUGGACCCCCAGCUCACGAGGAGCCUGGAGGAGGGCCGAGACUUCAUCCAGGAGUUCCCUCAGAGCCCUGCCUUUCCCGCACUCUCUGCCAUAGUCCAGAAGAUUCUGAACGAGACGUCUGCUCAGCACUCUUGACCGAGGCAGCCUCAAGUGUCUCCUCUUGGCACUGCCAUGGGGCUCUCGCCCACUGACUCGAGGAGAGGUCCUGGGUGCAGCCCCUGGAACCUGCAGGGCUCGCCGUGGGGCCGUCACUGUGAGCAGGUCUCCCUGCCCGGCCCUUGGAGACAUGUCAGUGCUUCGGUAGCAUCUCAGUGCCAGGGUCGCUGACACUGAGUGGUUCUGCUGGGUUGGCCUGUGGCAGACCCCAGGGACAGCAUGGGAUCCUGGUGCUGGCACAUUCACGCUUCAUGUCAUGGUACUCAUGUGCCCCAGACAGAUGGACACCUGUGUCUCCACAGUGUCCACAAAGCUUGUGGAUCUGGAAGCGGCCGGGGGACUUCAUCGUCCUCAGGUGCUUGGCAGCCGGGAGGGCUGUGAGUGAUCAUGGUGACAAAGAGGAGUACCUGGUAAGGUAUUAAGCCUGUAACUUCAGAGGAACCCAUGAUUAAACAUGUCUGGCUGCCACGUUUA